This is a messenger RNA of Sparassis crispa, 1461 nucleotides long. RefSeq lists its product as hypothetical. NCBI's taxonomy places the organism in Eukaryota, Fungi, Basidiomycota, Agaricomycetes, Polyporales, Sparassidaceae. The record is from RefSeq and is a predicted model, not a curated record. The coding region runs from base 1 to 1461 and encodes 486 amino acids. The transcript has 4 exons. Gene Ontology annotation, molecular function: protein binding.
AUGCCUCUUCCGGAAAAUGCGAUAGAUUCUCCCAAGAUCAGCUCUCUCAGCGACGUCCCCGAAGACGCCUUGUUACACCAUCCAAGUCCGAGUCCCCGCUCACCGUACUUGCACAGCUCCAUGACGGGCUCGACGUCUACAUUCAACAAGGCUGCUGCAGCCAGUUCCAGCAGUCUGACCAGCGUUUCUUCGUCGUCACGCCAGCAUGGCUCUGCACCACGCACACCUUCGACUCUCGCUCGCACCGCGACCUCGAAGUCCGCCGGCGAGGUAGGAAGCACGACGACGAACGGCUCGUCCAGCACGCGGCGCUCCGGCUCCCCGGCAACCUUGAAGGAAAAGGACAAGGACAGAAGGAGAGAGCGGCGGGCAAGAGACAAGGAGGGGAAGGGCUCGAAGCGUGAGCCCAGUACGGAGAAGGGCUCUGCAAUGUACAAGAUCCGGUUGUCGCCGCAGUUAAUGCACUCCAAGGACGUGGAUCCCGCACCGGCGACGUUGAUGUACUGGAGUCUUGCACCCGUGUUUGGAACGGUUCCCGCGCAUGGUGUCCGCGCUCACAGUGUGACGCUGGUCGACAGUGUCGCGUGGCUAUUCGGAGGAUGCGACGAGCGGGGAUGCUGGAAGGACGUCUUUUGUUUCCACACCGAGUCGAUGGAAUGGUCACAUCCUGAGACGAUAGGCGACGUCCCUCCGCCAUGUCGUGCACACACUGCCACUUUAGUAGACCGCCGGAUAGUCAUUAUUGGAGGCGGAGAAGGCCCAGCUUAUUAUAACGACGUCUACAUUCUUGACACGUUCACCCGACGAUGGGCCCACCCUACCUUCCCUGCCGAUGCACCCGUUCCCCCACCGCGACGCGCACAUACUGCGGUCCUUUACAAGAACAAGAUCUGGGUCUUUGGCGGUGGAAAUGGCAUGGAGGCGCUGAACGAUGUGUGGACGUUGGAUGUCGGUGUUCACGUGGACAAGAUGAAGUGGGAACAGGUAGAGACGCGAGGGCGAAAACCGACGGCAAGGGGCUAUCAUACUGCGAAUCUAGUCGGAAACGUCAUGGUCGUCAUGGGCGGCAGCGAUGGGAGGGAAUGCUUCUCAGAUAUCUGGUGUCUGAACCUUGAUACGCUCCUCUGGAGUAUCGUUACGCUAGACGUCUCGUACAGGCGGCUAUCCCAUACUGCUACCCAGGUCGGCUCAUAUCUGUUCAUCAUGGGAGGCCACGAUGGAAGUCAGUACACAUCCGACCUUCUCCUGUUCAAUCUCGUUUCUCUGAACUUUGAGAUACGUCCUACCGCUGGAACGCCGCCAGCUCCCCGAGGUUAUCACGUCGCCUUCCUCUCCGACAGCAGGCUGUUUGUUUUUGGCGGGUUCAAUGGGAACGAAGUUUACGACGACGUGCAUCUCCUCGAGCUCGCGGGUGCCGCGUACCUUCCGCAAGUGACAAGCUUCAGGAUAGACGUCGACUAG